CCUGUUCAAAACAUGACCACAACGCCUGUACCAACUACAUCCAAUACUACAGAACAUGCUUCAACUGAAGAGGCAACUCCUGAGCGCUCAACCGCUAACCAAGCCACUACUGCUUACUUACCUGAAACAACUGUACCUGUUGGAAACACUCCCUCAACACCAGUACCAACUAUGUUCAAUACCACAGUGCAUGUUUCUACUGAACACCUAACCUCUGACCCAGUGACUACUGUACCUGUUCAAAGCAUUAUCUCAUCGUCUGCACCAACUACCACAGAACAUGCUUCAACUGAAACGUUAACGACUGGAUACUCAACUAGAGAGGAAGCAACUACUGGUUACUUACCUACAAGUGCUUCUGCUUCAAACGUCCAAACCAGUCCCUCAACACCAGUACCAACCACAUUCAAUACCACUGAACAUGCUUCAACUGAACAGUUAACUACUGAACACCUAACCUCUGACCCACUGACUACUGUAACUGUUCAAAAACCAAUUACAUUCAAUACCACAGAACAUGCUUCAACUGAAAUGUUAGCUACUAGAUACUCAACUAGAGAGAAAGUGACUACUGGUUACUUAUCUACAAGUGCUUCUACUGUCCCUGUCAAAAACAGUCCCUCAACACCAGUACCAAAUACAUUCAAUACCACAGAACAUGCUUCAACUGAAAUGUUAACUACUGAACACAUAACCUCUGACCCAGUGACUACUGUACCUGUUCAAAAACCAACUACAUUCAAUACCACAGUAAAUGUUACUAAACAGUUGACUACUGAACGCCUAACGUCUGACCAAGCGACUAUUGAACCUGUUCAAAGCAAUAUUUCUAUGCCUGUACCAACUUCAUUGAUUUCCACAGAACAUUCUUCAACUGAACAGUUAGCUAAUGAACACCUAACCUCUGACCCAGCAACUCCUGUACCUGUUCAAAGCAAUAUCUCAAUGCCUGUACCAACUACAUUAACUAGAGAGCAAGCAACUACUGGUUACAUACAUACAAGCACUACUUUCAAUACCACAGUACGUGUUUCUACUGGACAGCUGUCUACCAGACUCCUAACCUCUGACCCAGCAACUCCUGUACCUGUUCAAAGCAAUAUCUCAAUGCCUGUACCAACUACAUUAACUAGAGAGCAAGCAACUACUGGUUACAUACAUACAAGCGCUACUUUCAAUACCACAGUACGUGUUUCUACUGGACAGCUGUCUACCAGACUCCUAACCUCUGACCCACUAACUACUGUACCUGUCCAAGACAGGACCUCAACGCCUGUACCAACUACAUCCAAUACCACAGUGCAUGUUUCUACUGAACACCUAACCUCUGACCCACUAACUACUGUACCUGUUCAAAACAUGACCACGACGCCUGUACCAACUACAUCCAAUACUACAGAACAUGCUUCAACUGAAGAGGCAACUCCUGAACGCUCAACCGCUAACCAAGCCACUACUGCUUACUUACCUGAAACAACUGUACCUGUUGGAAACACUCCCUCAACACCAGUACCAACUAUGUUCAAUACCACAGUGCAUGUUUCUACUGAACACCUAACCUCUGACCCAGUGACUACUGUACCUGUUCAAAGCAUUAUCUCAUCAUCUGCACCAACUACCACAGAACAUGCUUCAACUGAAAUGUUAGCUACUAGAUACUCAACUAGAGAGAAAGUGACUACUGGUUACUUAUCUACAAGUGCUUCUACUGUCCCUGUCAAACACAGUCCCUCAACACCAGUACCAAAUACAUUCAAUACCACAGAACAUGCUUCAACUGAAAUGUUAACUACUGAACACAUAACCUCUGACCCAGUGACUACUGUACCUGUUCAAAAACCAACUACAUUCAAUACCACAGUAAAUGUUACUAAACAGUUGACUACUGAACGCCUAACGUCUGACCAAGCGACUAUUGUACCUGUUCAAAGCAAUAUUUCUAUGCCUGUACCAACUUCAUUGAUUUCCACAGAACAUUCUUCAACUGAACAGUUAGCUAAUGAACACCUAACCUCUGACCCAGCAACUCCUGUACCUGUUCAAAGCAAUAUCUCAAUGCCUGUACCAACUACAUUAACUAGAGAGCAAGCAACUACUGGUUACAUACAUACAAGCGCUACUUUCAAUACCACAGUACGUGUUUCUACUGGACAGCUGUCUACCAGACUCCUAACCUCUGACCCACUAACUACUGUACCUGUCCAAGACAGGACCUCAACGCCUGUACCAACUACAUCCAAUACCACAGUGCAUGUUUCUACUGAACACCUAACCUCUGACCCACUAACUACUGUACCUGUUCAAAACAUGACCACAACGCCUGUACCAACUACAUCCAAUACUACAGAACAUGCUUCAACUGAAGAGGCAACUCCUGAGCGCUCAACCGCUAACCAAGCCACUACUGCUUACUUACCUGCAACAACUGUACCUGUUGGAAACACUCCCUCAACACCAGUACCAACUAUGUUCAAUACCACAGUGCAUGUUUCUACUGAACACCUAACCUCUGACCCAGUGACUACUGUACCUGUCCAAAACACGACCUCAACGCCUGUACCAACUCCAUCCAAUACCACAGUGCAUGUUUCUACUGAACACCUAACCUCUGACCCACUGACUACUGUACCUGUUGGAAACACUCCCUCAACACCAGUACCAACUAUGUUCAAUACCACAGUGCUUGUUUCUACUGAAGAGGCAACUCCUGAACGCUCAACCGCUAACCAAGCCACUACUGCUUACUUACCUGCAACAACUGUACCUGUUGGAAACACUCCCUCAACACCAGUACCAACUAUGUUCAAUACCACAGUGCAUGUUUCUACUGAACACCUAACCUCUGACCCACUGACUACUGUACCUGUUCAAAACAGUCCCUCAACGUCAAUACCGAGUACAUUCAACAGAACAGACCAAGUUUCAACUGAACAGUUAACUACUGAACACCUAAAUACAGAAAGUGCACCUACUGUACCUUUUCAAAGCAUUAUCUCUACGUCUGUACCAACUACCACAGAACAUGCUUCAACUGAACAGUUAACUACUGAACACUCAACUACAGAGAAAGUGACUACUGAUUUCUCACCUACAAGUGCUUCUAAUGCUCAUUUCCAAAACAUUUCCUCAACGUCUUUACCAAGUACAUUCAAUACCACAGUGCAUGUUUCAACUGAAGAGGCGACGACUAAACACCGUACUACUGAGAAUGUAAAACAUCAAUCAACAACUGAGACUGCAGACACAGAAAUGCAACACAGCAUGACACAAGUGACUACUGAACAUACUCCUGCCCUACAUAUAACCACAGUGGCUGAGACUGCUCCAUACAGUACAACAGAGCCUGUCAGCCUCUCCACUGUUAUGCCAAAUGAAAACAGGCAAGGUUUAAGUCCAGACAACCUGAUAUUGAUCCAUGAGAACAUGACGUGGAACGAGGCCCUGAGCUACUGCAGAGAGCACCACGUUGACCUGGUCUCGAUCACCACAGAGCUGCUUCAGUACUGGGUGACAGAGAGGGCUGCCAACGCCACCUCAUCCCACGUCUGGGUGGGCCUGCGCUUCACCUGUUCAUUCCACUUCUGGUUCUGGAUCAGGUCUGAUGCAGGCUGCUACCAGAACUGGGCCCCCGGGCACGGCUCAGACAGCCAGCAGGACUGUGGGAUUGCAGGGGCUGUAGAGACCACCGGGAGGCAGCAAUGGGUUAGUCUGGAGGAGAACCAGAGGCUCAACUUCAUCUGCUACAAAUGUUCUGGGGACAGUGGUGAGGGGUUGAUACAUCCCUGAUUCGGACAAUGUAUGUUUCUUGUGCAACGUGAAAAAUGUACACUACCGUUCAAAAGUUUGGGGUCACUUAGAAAUGUCCUUGUUUUUGAAAGAAAGCACAUUUUUGUCCAUAAAAUAACAUCAAGUUGAUCAGAAACAAAGUGUAGAUAUUGUUAAUGUUGUAAAUGACUAUUGUAGCUGGAAAUGGCAGAUUUUCUAUGGAAUGUCUACAUAGGUGUACAGAGGCCCAUUAUCAGCAACCAUUACUCAUGUGUUCCAAUGGCACGUUGUAUUAGCUAAACCAAGUUUAUCAUUUUAAAAGGCUAAUUGAUCAUUUGAAAACUCUUUUGCAAUUAUGUUAGCACAGCUGAAAACUGUUGUUCUGAUUAAAGAAGCAAUAUAACAACGAUAGACAGCUGUAUGGGUAUGGUUCUGUAUGUGCUAGUGUGUUAUUGUUGAGUUCUUGUUUGGCACUCCAUUUUAUGAAUAAGAGUUUGCAUUACAUGCUUGGUGCUGCACUGUCUGCCACAAAUGCUACAUUGACACAGCAGUAGAUUGUAUAUUAAACAACUGCUACAUUGACACAUCAGUAGACUGUAUAUUUGUCACGCCUGACCUUAGAGAGACUUUUUUUUGUCUCUAUUUGGUUUGGACAGGGUGUGAUUUGGGUGGGCAUUCUAUGUUCUGUUUUCUAUGUUUUUGUAUUUCUAUGUUUUGGCCGGGUAUGGUUCUCAAUCAGGGACAGCUGUCUGUCGUUGUCUCUGAUUGGGAAUCAUACUUAGGCAGCCUUUUUCCCUUUGAUCAUUGUGGGGAGUUAUCUUUGUUAGGGGCACUAUAGCCCUUGUAAGCUUCACGGUCGUUUUUGUUAUUUCUUGUUUUUUUGGCGACAUUUUAACAAAUAAAAUAAAAUGUAUGCUCA
Oncorhynchus masou masou (cherry salmon) is the source of this 4684-nucleotide messenger RNA. Its product is annotated as mucin-2-like. The transcript is spliced from 2 exons. The record is from RefSeq and is a predicted model, not a curated record. Bases 13 to 3786 code for a protein of 1257 amino acids. Lineage: Eukaryota; Metazoa; Chordata; Actinopteri; Salmoniformes; Salmonidae.